AUGACCAAAUUUUCGUUGUGGCUCGCCGCUGGCUCCAACAAUGUUCUGCCCGCUGGUGAUCCGUAUGCUCACCACCUCUUCAUGCGUUGUCUAUUCCAUGCCAAGCACGACAAAUCGAUUAAAUUCGAGGUGAAGACAACAAAUGUGAAUAAGAAAAGUCAAGAAUUCAAAGAAACUGGUCUCCGUCGGAUGCCUGGAAUAUGUGCUAACGAUGAGGAGAGUGGAGAGACGCAGACAUUCGAGACGGAAGACGAAAUUUUGGAUUUUCUGGAAUUUUUGGAACCCAAAAGAGGCGAUGAUGAGGAGGCGGAGAAUGCGACGUGCGAUCUAUUCAGACAAUUUGCACGUUAUGUGAAGGAUGUUGAGCAUAAGGAUACGUGUCUCAACACAGAACUGCUCCGUUUGGAUAAAUAUCUCUCGGAGCACGGCACCCGCUUCUUGCUCUCCGACGACAUUGCUCAUCUGGAUUGUCUCGUCUUGACCAGACUCCAUUCGAUUCGCAUUGCUGCCAAGGCUCUCAAAAACUACGAAUUCCCGCCGGAUUUGACGCAUCUUUGGGACUAUUUGAAGUCUGGUUACGAUUUGGAAAUGUUCCGAUUAUCGUGUCCAUCGGAUCAAGAGAUCAUUCUUCACUGGACCGAACUGAAGGAUACACCCAAUUUGAGUGCUAAGGAACGUGCCAAAUUGGUCCGCGACGAGCCUAUCUACAGUUUCUCAGUGGUCUAA
This is a messenger RNA of Caenorhabditis briggsae, 726 nucleotides long. It is a transcript of the gene Cbr-exl-1, whose product is annotated as Protein CBR-EXL-1. Gene Ontology annotation, cellular component: cytoplasm; apical plasma membrane. NCBI's taxonomy places the organism in Eukaryota, Metazoa, Nematoda, Chromadorea, Rhabditida, Rhabditidae. Gene Ontology annotation, molecular function: chloride channel activity. The coding region runs from base 1 to 726 and encodes 241 amino acids. The transcript is spliced from 4 exons. The record is from RefSeq and is a predicted model, not a curated record. Gene Ontology annotation, biological process: chloride transport.